GGCGCGCGCGCAGCCCGACACAUUGCGAGCCAAAAAUACCGCCUUGCCCGGCCGCCGCCCUCACCACGUAUACACUGACAUUGUAAAAAUACCAGUAUAACAACGACAACAAGUGCUGAACCAGUAUACUUGUGAAACAGUGUUUACUGCUCUGUGGUCACUUGUGAUAGAAACUUUUUAUCUUGUGGUCAAGGGUGGUAGAAGUACUGAUGGUGCAAUGUCACCGGCUGCCAUCAGCUCCGACCUGCCACAAUGGUGUGGCAACUCAGACAACUGCCAGCAAGCUUUACUAGGCUGGCUCUUCCUGAACCAAGAUCAGAAUGAUCCGUGGGUGCCGGGUUCUAUCUGGGGCCCGCUGCCGACGGCGGCACCAUGCUCUACAGCGCCCUCCGACGACGUCUCCUCGCUGGCGGACCAACUGGCCGCAUUGUCCCUGCGUCGCCCAACGCGCCCGCCGCCUCCAGCUUACAUGUGUCAUCUUUGCUUUAAGAAAGGACAUUACAUUGGAGAUUGCCCACAGGCUCGUCCGAAAGGUGAAGGGUUGACCCCGUAUCAGGGUAAAAAGCGGUGCUUCGGCGAGUACAAGUGCCCGAAGUGCAAACGCAAAUGGAUGAGUGGGAACUCCUGGGCCAACAACGGACAGGAGUGUAUCAAAUGUCGGAUUAACGUCUUCCCACAUAAACAGAGGCCAUUGGAGAAGCCAGAUGGUCUGGACGUGAGUGACCAGUCCAAGAUUCAUCCGCAGCAUUUGUGCCAGAAGUGUCGUACCCUAGGUUACUAUUGCCGCAGGGAGUACUGACCAGUUACCUUCAGAAUACCUUAGAUAUACUACUCUACUAGUGUUUGCAUACUCAUUCUUCUAGUACUGUCGAAAGUACUGACCAGUUUACCUUAAGAAAUAUUAAAUAACUCUGUGGCGCGUCUAAAAUGGCCCUUGGCC
Messenger RNA from Papilio machaon (common yellow swallowtail), 940 nucleotides. RefSeq names its product zinc finger CCHC domain-containing protein 24. Lineage: Eukaryota; Metazoa; Arthropoda; Insecta; Lepidoptera; Papilionidae. The transcript has 4 exons. Bases 218 to 799 code for a protein of 193 amino acids. The record is from RefSeq and is a predicted model, not a curated record. Gene Ontology annotation, molecular function: zinc ion binding; nucleic acid binding.